Messenger RNA from Paralichthys olivaceus (Japanese flounder), 826 nucleotides. NCBI's taxonomy places the organism in Eukaryota, Metazoa, Chordata, Actinopteri, Pleuronectiformes, Paralichthyidae. The record is from RefSeq and is a predicted model, not a curated record.
AAAUUCUAAAAACUUUCACUUUCGGAUUCAUUGUUACGCACAAGGAAAUGAGUCUUGACGCGGUGUCAGGCAGCUUCGUUAUUUAGGACGUUUGAUGCAUCUUCACUMUAGAAAUAAUUACAACAUAUUUUUUCCAUCARAUACACAAUGGCUCUUCUGGACGUGAGUGGUUUUAAUCGUUACUCUGAACUCCGCGGACAGAUUCUUCCAGCGGGACAGACGCGUCUCGUGGACCGAACCAACCACUACAGCUUCGGGACCAAAACUCCAGAGUUUGCUUUACCUCUGGGUGUAGACCCCUCAGUGUUUCUCAGGUCCUGUAACCGGGACGCAGGUGUGUGUAUUGACCUGGACCACGGUACGACCACCUUGGCCUUCAAGUUCAAACAUGGAGUCAUCGUGGCUGUGGACUCCAGAGCCUCAGCUGGACGAUACUUAUCUUCYAACGAUGUCAACAAGGUCAUAGAGAUCAACCCCUACCUGCUGGGCACCAUGUCRGGCAGCGCUGCAGACUGUCAGUACUGGGAGAGACUCCUGGCUAAAGAAUGCAGACUGUACAGGCUAAGGAACAACCACAGAAUCUCUGUGGCUGCUGCCUCCAAGCUGCUGUCCAACAUGAUGCUGGGUUACAGAGGCAUGGGCCUCUCCAUGGGGAGCAUGAUCUGUGGAUGGGACAAAGAGGUGAGCUGUGGACGGGUUUGUGCAAAGUUGUGUCUCACAAUCAUCAGAAUAUCAAAAAGACAAUGGUGUUUUUCGGCACUUUAAAUAAAGCGGAGCCUUUGACCGCCCUCUUGGUUUUAUUUCUAAUUCAAAUCACAACGCCCGA